CAAAACGUCCCAAUGAGAUCCAUCGGCCACUUGACAGUGAGAACAACCCUCGCCGUUGGAACGCUUACCAUCGUUGUAACGGUGGCAUGGAACACAUACCCACCCCGUCGGUGCAUCGUCCCGGUAUCUUCGUGCACGUGCGGUUUCGUCCACUUCGUUGUUGUGUAUUCUACGCGCUGCGAAUCCCGCAAGUUCCGAGUGAGGCUCGCGUGGUCCUUCUUUGGGAGAAGACAUGCAGCACCCCAUUUGAGAGGUCUUGUGCUCGAGCGGAACAACUUACCAGUGGAAAUGCCCACGGGCGGAUUAUAUGUCUACUUCCUGUGUGUGCUUGCUUCAUUCAGGUUGAUUGCUUCAUCCAUCACGCAUGACUGCGCUGGAAAGCCCUAUGGCCGACUUGUAUUCUUUUUGUCAAAUGACUUCCUCAUCAUAUGA
This is a messenger RNA of Bipolaris zeicola 26-R-13, 432 nucleotides long. RefSeq lists its product as uncharacterized. The record is from RefSeq and is a predicted model, not a curated record. NCBI's taxonomy places the organism in Eukaryota, Fungi, Ascomycota, Dothideomycetes, Pleosporales, Pleosporaceae. The transcript has a single exon. The annotation marks the transcript as partial.